Caenorhabditis angaria is the source of this 3301-nucleotide messenger RNA. NCBI's taxonomy places the organism in Eukaryota, Metazoa, Nematoda, Chromadorea, Rhabditida, Rhabditidae. The record is from the annotation of a GenBank genome assembly.
AUGCUUUCCUCAUUGCGAACUUUCGCGCGACCUACAACAUCUGGAAUUCAACUUGUAGUUGUGGUAAGUUCUCAUCUUCUGAGGUAAACAAAAUUCAAUUUAUUUUAAGUGUCCCCUUCUUGAACUUUGUCAUUUUACAAGUUCUUAUAAUCUUUGAAAUGAAAUUUUUCGGUGAAAAUCCAAAAAAAUCUCAAAUUUCAUAAAAAAUUGAAUAAAUUUUGUUUCCUUUGAGAUUUGAAACCCAAAACUAAAGGAAAACAGAAACUAAUCCCACUUUUUUUUAUUUUUCUAUUUUUGGUGGCUGAAAGAAAAAGAAGGAGAAAAAUGAUGUUUGGUGUAUUUUUGGCGUCAAAUAUUUCGAAAAAGUUUCAAAAAUUGUUUUUUGAAACUUUUUCGAAUCCUAUUUUUUUUUAAAUAAAUCUCUAAUCUCUUUGAAAUUUUUAAAAAUGGUAAAAGCUUAAUUUUCGAAAGUUUUCUCUUUUUUCCAUCCACACUCCAAAAAUCCCCUGUAAGCUCAAAAAUUUCAAAAAUUUCCAACUCUCAAAGUUCACCCAAAAACUUUCCUCUCCGCCAAAAAAACUCAUCAAAAGCCAGUCUAACACAAUUAAAACAAAAAACUUUCUUUCUUUCUCCUCUCCAAUUUUCUUCUUAUUUUUGCUCAAAAUUGAAUCAGCCAAAAAAAUAAAAGAAACAUGACUUUUUCCAUUUUUUCGAAAAAAAAAAUGUGAAGUCUGUUUAGUUUGUUCAUUCAAUUGUGCAGUAGAAGCACAAAGAAGAAUUUUUGAUUUUUCGAUAUUUUUUUCUUCCGAAAUGAAAUUAUUGUUUGAACCACGCAAAAAAUGAAGCGGAAGCUGAAGCUGUCCUUUCAAAUUAAAAAUGAACAAAAAAACAAUUUUUUGGUUGGUUGAUAAUAUGAAAAAUGUAAUGUUCAAUUUCCGUUUGUUGACAUUGUUAAACGACAGGAAAAUGACAAUUUUUUGGGAGGAAAAAUUAUUAAUCUUUUCCUGUUUUUUAUUCUAGUUAUAUGACUUUUUUCAUCAUAAAUAUAUUUAUUCAUCAAAAAUUCCCUAGCUUCUUACCUACACUGAAGGCCUAGUCGGAAAGAUGUUUGCGUUUGAAUCUAUUCUUUUUUGAUCGGUUCAAUACCCUCUCGAAAGCACAUUUUCAUGAUAUUUUUUAUGCUUUAGACAUCAUAACAUCACUCUUAUGAACUUUUGAAAUCUAUAAUUUUCAGAAAAAUUUCGAAAAAUUAAAUAAAUCAUUUUGAUCAUUUAAUAAUUGUAGAUUUGUUAUUUUUGAGAGAAAUUCUGAAUUGAACCAUUUUUGUUGCAAAAAUCAAUAUCAAAAGUUGCCUGGCAAAUCAUGAAAAAUCAGAACAAUUCCGAGAUUUAUGAAAUUUUUCAAAAUCACAAAUUGUUCAAAAAUUUAUAAGAACUUUUGAAUUUUUCGAAAGUUCUUCAAACGCGAAAAAUACGUUUUUCAGUCCGUUCAAAAUUCAAGUUCUAGUUCUAGUUCAAAACUAUUCAAGUGAAAAAAUUCAAUUUGUACUUGUCUUGUCUUCACCCUCGUCAUAUCUAUUUUCUUAUUUUUUUCUUGCCUCCUAUAUAUUUUUUGUCUUUUCAUUUUUGAUUCUUCUAGGCUUCUUCUCCUUCUUUUUCUUAUUCCUAAAUAGUUAACCAACCAAACCAAAAAACAACAAAAUUGCCAUUUUUCCACUUGACUACUAAUCACAUUUCAUUUCAGUUUUCAAUUUCACAUUUCCAAAUUUUCAGCUCACAUAAAAAACGCCUACUAUUUUUUUCUUUCAGAUGAGUUGACAAAAUAAAUUUCAUGAUGAUGAAAAAAAUAGCCCAAGGCAUGAAAAAUCCCCUAUUUUCACACGUUUUUUGGCCAAAAACAAGGAAACUCGUGUUUUGGCAACAUUUUUUUGAGUUAUUUUGAGUUAUUUUUAAUUAUUUUUUUUUCUUUGCAGAUGCCGGAUGGGAAUGAGCUCACUGAAAAACGAUUUCGAUGUUUUUGUGGAGUUUGUCAUGUUGUGGUAAGUUGGAAAAUUUCUAGAUUAAUUUGAGCAAUGCUCCGAAAAUCGAAAGUUCAAAAUAAACAUUUGCUGACAACAAAACGUCAACUUCUAAAUUGAACAGAUGUUACUAGCCUUCCGAAAAAAUCAAUCAAAAGUCGAAAAAAAGUCCAAUCCCAUUUCUCUUCUUGCAGACCGGAACUCAACUCUGCCUUAUUUGGUAUAUUGCAUCUUCCGCCUUCUCUCUAUUUUUCGGUCUUAAAAGUACAUGCACAUGGUAACUAAUUUCAAUUUCUUUUCCAAUAACAAAACAAUAUUUUUGAAGGCUAAUAGUUCCGCUUUGCGUAGUUGGUCUUGGAGCAUACGCAUUUUACACAAAACGUCACAAAUUUCUGUAUCCAUUUUUAAUAAUAACAGUGGUUCAACAAUUGGUUUGUAUGUUGAUGGCUACAAUUAUCACAUUGUUCGCCGUGUUCAGUUUUGAUAUAAUGCGACAAAUUGUUGCGCAUACUUUGAGUUUGUCUGAUACUCCAACUGAUACUUUUAUGUAUUUUGUGAUUUGUGGAACUGUUUCCGCUUGUAUUUUAUUGUCGUUUUUACAUGUUUGGCAAGCGAUUAUUAUUUAUACGUGAGUUAUUGGGAAAUGGGAGAUAAUGGGAGAUAAUGGGAGAAACUUGAAAACUAUUCUGAACGAAGUUCUGGAUCUUUUCAAAAAUUGACUAAUUUGGUUCAAUUCUUCUAGAAAAUUUAAUGGUCGAUAUUUGGAGCUCAUAAAUUUCUCAUCUACAUUUUAUAGCUCCUAUAAAAUUUUCAUCUAGUUUUUUUUGUUUCAUCGGGACCACCCGGAAAGCCCAGCUCAAAAUUGACUAAAUCGCAAAAAUGUGUCGAGUCCAAUUUAAAAUUCUUGAGUAAAACGCAAGAUUAUCUCAGCUCGUAUUAGCUUUAAACUACAAUCUAGUUGAGUUCAAAAAAACAACUUGAUUAUCAUUAUUAAAUUAGAUAUUUACAUCAUUUUACAUAGAAAUUAUGUCAUAUGAUUCCCAUGUGAAUUGAGCUCUCAACUGGAAAAAAUAUGUAACUCUUCUGACUUAAUAAUAUUUCAGAUGUCUCGAAUAUUAUGAAGACGAAUACCGUAAACUGGAAGAGGGUUACUGUAUCGAAACAUCUCGACUUGAUGCAACUACAGCCGAUUUCGAAUCUCGAAUAACACCGUCAGAUAGUCUAAAUCCACCACCUCCGCCAAUUCCAUCAAUUUGCCCGAGAGAAGCCAGAUUUCCCUUAUAA